This is a messenger RNA of Salmo salar (Atlantic salmon), 1507 nucleotides long. Lineage: Eukaryota; Metazoa; Chordata; Actinopteri; Salmoniformes; Salmonidae. The record is from RefSeq and is a predicted model, not a curated record.
CUGGAAUAAAGAGAGCAUUCUGUCACUGGGAAAACUGGCUUUUCAACAGCUUGUGAAUGGCAAUCUGAUUUUCUAUGAAGAAGACCUGAAGGAGGCUGGCAUUGAUGUCAGUGAAGCCUCAGUGUACUCAGGAUUGUGCACACAGAUCUUUAAAGAGGAAUGUGGGCUGUACCAGGACAAGGUGUACUGCUUUGUUCAUCUGAGCAUUCAGGAGUUUCUGGCUGCUGUAUAUGUGUUCCUCUCAUUCAUCAACAACAAUGAGAAUCUAAUGAACAAACUGAAAACAAAAGACAACCCUGAAGUUACUUUCUACAAGAGUGCUGUGGAUAAAGCCUUACACAGUGAGACGGGAAACCUGGACCUUUUCCUCCGCUUCCUUCUGGGCCUCUCACUGGAGUCCAAUCAGAAGCACUUACGAGGUCUACUGACAAAGACAAGAAGCAGCUCACAGAGCCAUGAAGAAACAGUCAAGUACAUCAAGGAGAAGAUCAGGGAGAAUCCCUCUCCAGAGAGGAGCAUCAAUCUGUUCCACUGUCUGAAUGAAAUGAAUGACCAUUCUCUAGUGGAGGAAAUCCAAAGCUACCUGAGCUCAGGAAGUCUCUCAAAACCCAACCUGUCACCUGCACAGUGGUCAGCUCUGGUCUUUGUGUUGCUGACUUCAGAAAAGGAGCUGGAUGUGUUUGACCUGAAGAAAUACUCCAGAUCAGAGGAAGGUCUUCUGAGGCUGCUGCCAGUGUUCAAAGCCUCCAGUGCAUUUCUGCUGUCAGGCUGUCUAGUCACAGAGGAAGGCUGUGCUUCUCUGGUCUCAGCUCUGAGGUCAAACCCCUCACACCUGAGAGAGCUGGACCUGAGUAACAAUCACCCAGGAGACUCAGGAGUCAGACUGCUCUCUGCUGGACUGGAGGAUCCACACUGCAGACUGGAGAAACUCAAUGUGGAACAUGGUGGAGAGAACAGAAUGAAACCUGGACUUAGAAAAUAUGUCUGUGAUCUCACACUGGACCCAAACACAGUACACAGACGCCUCUCUCUGUCUGAGGAGAACAGAAAGGUGACAUGGAGGACAGAGGAGCAGCCAUAUCCUGAUCACCCAGGGAGAUUUGAGGACUGCAGACAGGUGCUGUGUAGAGAGGGUCUGACUGGGCGCUGUUACUGGGAGGUAGAGUGGAGUGGGAGAGGGGUUGAUAUAGGAGUGACAUAUAAAGGAAUCAGCAGGAGAGGAGGGGUUAAGGACUGUUGUCUUGGAUACAAUGACAAGUCCUGGAGUCUGUUCUGCUCUGACAACAGAUACUCUGUCAGGCAUAAUAAUCAUCUCACUACCAUAGACGUCCCCUCCUCCAGCCCCCACAGAGUAGGAGUGUAUCUGGACUGGUCAGCCGGCACUCUGUCCUUCUAUAGAGCCUCCUCUGACACACUGACCCACCUGAUCACAUUCACCUCCACAUUCACUGAGCCCCUCUAUCCAGGAUUUAGAGUUCAUGUUGACUCCUCAGUGUCCCUGAAAUAA